UUAAUACUAUAUCAUUGCACUGUUGCUGUGUGACACUUAGAGGCACGAUAAGUUAUUGGUUAGGGUUUUAGGUUGAUAGCCUGUGUGCUACACUGUGUGCUUUUCACAAUGGGUGAAAUGUUAAGCAUGAGGGUGUUGGUUUUAAUCAGUGUGGUAGUAAAAAUAAGAGCAGGGAUGUUUGACAUUGACACAAGGGAGAACAUGUGGGUUACUUGGGCCAAACAAACUAAACAGGAUUCCUUUUGUUUAUCUCUAGCGACGCCAUCCAAUCCUUUUAGAACCUGCUUGAUUGGAGUUCCACUGACCUCCAUGGCAGAGUUCAAGUCUUUAACUCCUGUCAGGAUUGACCCAAAAGGUGAUUUAGGGCCACAAGCUGCUGCCAUAGCGCGAAACCUUCGAGCGGCUGGUCCAGAACCUCAGGAGCUUGAUCUCUUAGGUUCUGUGCCAGGAAACUAUUGUCUUGUCUUUGGGCGCUUUGCAGUGAAUUCUAGUCUAUUAAUCAUAGAUGAGCAGCAAUUGAAAGGCCACGCUACGUGGCUGUCCCCUCAUUCACUUUUGUAUUACAAUUACUCUGAGUAUUGUAAUAGUUGGGUCAGAUCUGUCACGCAAUUGACAACAGCUGCUAAGAGAUUGCCACCAGGAAUCUUUUUAGUUUGCGGAGAUAGAGCGUGGUCCACAGUACCUCAGAACAGUGUCGGAGGACCGUGUUAUUUUGGCAAACUAACUCUGUUCGCACCUAGCAUUCACCAGGUUCUAGGCUUGCCAAGGAAGGCUCAACGAGUCAAGCGCAGUAUGUCUCAGCUAGGUCCCAACUGCAAAGAUCACGUUACCCUAUGGCAGCCUCCAGCCGUGAUCUCAGCAUCCAUUUUUGCCCCAGGAGUUGCUUCAGCACAAGCCCUCACACAACUGAAACAUUUAGCCUGCUGGACAGGAAAACAGAUUAACAUAACGACGAAGUUGUUGAGUGAGCUUGCUGAAGAUGUUAGUGGCAUUCGCCAUUCAGUGCUCCAGAACCGAGCCGCGAUUGACUUCCUUCUUUUGGCUCAGGGGCAUGGAUGCGAAGAGUUUGAAGGCAUGUGCUGCAUGAAUUUAUCAGACCACUCACGGUCGAUACAUCAACAGUUAGCGCAGUUGAGGGACAACAUGAAACAUCUUGUAGUUGAGAACACUCCGUUUGACACUUGGCUGAAGUCUUGGAAUCUCACUGGGUGGAUUGUGGAUUUAAUUCGUUUUGGUAUAAUGAUCUUUAUUGCUGUCAUAGUAGUUUUGACAAUAGUGCCUUGCUUGAUACAAUGCAUGCGCAAAUUAGCUGACCGUGCCUUAACGUCAGUUUGGAUAGCCCAAAAAGAUCUUUCCAGGUGCUUCUGCAUACCAAAACUAACUGUGUGA
Molecule: messenger RNA, 1389 nt
Organism: Prinia subflava (tawny-flanked prinia)
Lineage: Eukaryota; Metazoa; Chordata; Aves; Passeriformes; Cisticolidae
Exons: 2
Coding region: 109-1389 (426 amino acids)
Source: RefSeq, a predicted model, not a curated record